Recurvomyces mirabilis is the source of this 996-nucleotide messenger RNA. RefSeq lists its product as uncharacterized. The record is from RefSeq and is a predicted model, not a curated record. The coding region runs from base 1 to 996 and encodes 331 amino acids. The transcript has a single exon. Lineage: Eukaryota; Fungi; Ascomycota; Dothideomycetes; Mycosphaerellales; Teratosphaeriaceae.
AUGGUCACAGUAGCUCUAGCAGGAGCAACAACAGGCUUCGGCCUGACUAUGCUGCGAGUAUUCCACCACCUCAACUCCGAAGGCAUCAAGCCAUACAAACUCGUCCUUCUUUCCCGCUCAGCCCAACCAGAAUGGAGUGCCAAAGGCAUCGAUGUUCGUCCCAUAGACUACGCCAACCACUCUCAGCUCACUACAGCCCUUGGAGACGUCCACACCGUACUUUCCGUCAUCGGUGGUGAUGCCGAAGCCAUCCGCAACUCUCAACUUGCUCUCCUCGCGGCAGCCAAAGAAGCAGGCGUGAAACGCUUUGCUCCAUCCGAGUACGCUGGGACCUCGAAUGAGGGUAUCGACCUAUACGCAGGCAAAGCCGAAGUCUGGUCCGCCUGCCAAGCUGUCGCUAGCAAGACAGGAAUGGAAGUAACAUCUUUCCAGUGCGGGCUUUUCAUGUCGAUCUUCGCAACCGGCACGCCCAAACCACCCACGCCCAUCGGCCUGCGCGAAGGCGCCAAAACAGGUGAAGAAGAAGCCCUAGCCGGCCUCCGGCCUUGGAGUUUUGUCCUAAACAUGAAAGCCGGGACGGCAGAUCUACCAGGUCACGGCACAGCUCCGAUCGUAUUGACGGAUAUGCGAGAUAUCGCCACAUUCGUGUAUCAUGCGCUUUCGCUACCUAUCUGGCCUGAAGUGCUGGGGAUGCGAGGCGACGUCAAGUCGUUCCGGGAAAUGAUAGCCAUAGCAGAGCGAGUCCAGAGCAGGAAGAUUCUGGUGCAAGAGAACACAGUGGCGAAGAUGCGUGCGCAGGCUGAAGAAGACCCGGGCAAGGUGUUUUACAACCAGGUCCGCAUCGCGCUAACGGAGAAGUGGGCAAUGGUGCCUGACACUCUCAACCAAGGGUUUCCGGAGCUAAAGCCGACCACUUGUGAAGAGUUUGUGGAGAAAUGGUGGCGGGGCGUAGAAAUAGGAGAGCCGUCGUGGGGCGAGGACAAGAGCUUCAUGUAG